Sipha flava (yellow sugarcane aphid) is the source of this 2809-nucleotide messenger RNA. RefSeq names its product protein shuttle craft-like. Lineage: Eukaryota; Metazoa; Arthropoda; Insecta; Hemiptera; Aphididae. The record is from RefSeq and is a predicted model, not a curated record. Gene Ontology annotation, cellular component: nucleus. Gene Ontology annotation, molecular function: zinc ion binding; DNA-binding transcription factor activity, RNA polymerase II-specific; RNA polymerase II transcription regulatory region sequence-specific DNA binding. Bases 311 to 2794 code for a protein of 827 amino acids. Gene Ontology annotation, biological process: negative regulation of transcription by RNA polymerase II. The transcript has 15 exons.
UACUGAAUAAAAAGAAUUAUUUUACUCUUCGAUAGCUUCUCAUUUUUCUCUACGGUGCAGUGCGUGACGUGACACGAGUACUCGUGCAAGGUUAAUCAGUGUGACCACUGUGACGGUUUGAAACAUUGAACGCUGAACGGUGAUCGCCGACCGGAGAGAGUGACAGGGCAUUUCCCCGAUCGUAGAAUGUCGAUUAGCAAUUGUAGUAAUUCUUUAUCAUCUUCGGGUGUACUCUGAAUGUUCGUAGUCAUCUCCCGUGUACAGAACACAGUCUUCCGUUUACCGCUAUUAAUUUUGGUAACUUUAAAAGAUGCCCCGCACAAAUAGUCGCAAAAGGAAUCAUUAUCGUAAUGAUAAUACAGCUAGAGUAUCUACUGCUUCCAAUUUAUCACCUAACGCACCUGAAUUUAUCCCUAAUGCUAACAAUGACAAUGUUUCAAAUUCAAGAGAAUACAUGGAAAUUCAACCUGUGCCAUUUUCUGAAAAUUCCAGUGUAUCAAAUAAUAGUGGGAAUAGUAGUAACUCUAACACUAUUGAAACUACAACUGAUCAUUCUAUACCAGAUGCUUCAAAUGAAAGUCAAAGAGAUUUACUUACCAACCUAUUAAAUGAGUGUAAAGUAGAUUGUGUAAUUUGUUAUGAACGAGCUAAAAAUGUUGAACAAAUUUGGAACUGUCGUAAUUGUUUUCAAAUUAUGCAUUUGAAAUGUAUCAUGGUUUGGUUUAUUAAAUCUCAAUCGAAUGGUACUUGGAGGUGUCCAGCAUGUCAAAGUGAAGUGACUGGAAAACCGGAUUAUUUAUGUUUUUGUGGUGCUUUUAAAAAUCCAUAUUCGAACAAUAUAGAUGUUCCACAUUCUUGUGGUCAAAUGUGUGGAUUACAAAAAAAAAAUGCUAAUGUGGAGUAUAAUAAUUGUCAUCAUAAAUGCACUCUGUUAUGCCAUCCAGGUCCUUGUCCACAAUGUGUUGUGCAAGUCUUAAGGAGAUGUAGAUGUGAAAAAACUGAAGUUUAUGUUCAAUGUGGACAGUCUACCCCAAUUUUGUGCCAAAAUAUAUGCUCAAAACAACUUAACUGUAAAAACCAUGUGUGUGAGAAACGUUGCCAUGUUGGCAAUUGUGAGCCAUGUAAAAAGAACUGUCCACGAAUAUGUUUCUGUGGCAAAUCGCAAAAACUAGUACCGUGCUCUGCAGAAAAUGCCAUGGUGGUGUACUAUGAUUGUGGAAAAUUAUGUGGAAAAAAAUUGUCUUGUAACAAUCACACAUGCAAUAAAACAUGUCAUAUUGGUUCAUGUGAACCAUGUAAAUCAUUGGAUAUUGAUAAAUGUCCUUGUGGAAAACACAUUUUUACACAAGAAGAACUCAAGAAUCGUACAAUAUGCACUCAGCCGAUCCCUACAUGUGGUCAGUUAUGCGAAAAGCCUCUUCAAUGUGGUCCACCUGAUAAUCCACAUAUAUGUGAAAAAUACUGUCAUGAAGGCCCAUGUGGGCCCUGUGAGUUAAAAACCAAGUAUAUUUGUAAAUGUGGUAGUAGAUCAAAAGAAAUAAAGUGUAAUUCAGUGACUAGUGAACUGACUUGUAAAAAAAAAUGUAAUAAGAUGAUGUCUUGUGGUAAACAUAGAUGUAUGGUAAUGUGUUGUAAUGCACAAGUGCACGAGUGUAAUAGAAUAUGCAAUGGACUUUUAAAUUGCCGUCAACAUCGUUGUGAACGUAUGUGUCAUACAGGAAGCUGUGCAGUGUGUUAUGAAGCAAGUUUUGAUGAGUUAUAUUGUCGAUGUGGAAACAGUUUUAUUCCUCCACCAAUCAGAUGUGGUACUCGUCUUCCACUCUGUACAUUACCCUGUUCACGAGAACAUGAAUGUGGUCAUCCUGCUACACAUGUUUGCCAUGACGAAGAAGAAUGUCCUCCUUGUAUAGCUCUUACUGAAAAAUUAUGUUUUGGUGGUCAUGAGUUACGCUUCGCUAUACCAUGUCAUAUAAAAAAUGUUUCAUGUGGAAUGCCAUGUGGCAAUCCACUGCCUUGCAAUCGACAUACCUGUGCCAAGCCAUGUCAUGCACCGCCUUGUAACACUGGACCUUGUCGAUUACCUUGCAACUUACCCAAAUCAGAUUGUGGUCAUCCAUGUUUAGUACCUUGUCAUGAUGGUCCAUGUCCUCAAAAAGCAUGUAAAACAAUGGUUAAUGUAAGCUGUAUUUGUGGAAAUUUAACUGAAACUAGGGUGUGUUCAGACACCAAAGUCAUUGAAUAUCGUCUUAGGGUUAGAACUCAAUCAAUGAGCUUUCUAGAUAAUAUAGUUGACUUGUCACCAACUAACAAAACAUAUAAAAUUUUGGAAUGUACAACAGAAUGUGCUAAAUUAGAAAGAAACCGUCGUAUAGCUCUUGCAUUACAAAUUCGCAAUCCUGACUUAUCGCCUAAUGUUACUCCAAGAUAUUCUGAUUUUAUGAAAGAAUUUGCUAAAAAAGAUGCUCCUUUCUGUAAUUAUAUUCACGAAAAACUUGCUGAAUUGGUCACUAAUACUAAACAAUCAAAUAAAAGUUCUCGAAGUCAUUCAUUUGAGGUAAUGAAAUUUGAAAAACGGAAAUUAGUACACGAAUAUUGUGAACAUUUUGGAUGUGAAUCUGCAGCUUAUGAUGCUGAACCAAAUAGAAAUGUUUUGGCUAUUGCCAGCAGAGAAAAGUCAUGGCUUCCAAAUUACAGUGUAGUAGAGGUUGUUCAACGUGAAAGUGGAUGCCCAAGAGUUAAUCCAUUUGCAAGUAUCCAAAAACGCAACACGACCAUUUUAAAUAAAAAAUUUUAAAAUAUUUUAAUAAUU